This is a messenger RNA of Amphimedon queenslandica, 1695 nucleotides long. Its product is annotated as coiled-coil domain-containing protein 77-like. The transcript is spliced from 10 exons. Lineage: Eukaryota; Metazoa; Porifera; Demospongiae; Haplosclerida; Niphatidae. The coding region runs from base 225 to 1649 and encodes 474 amino acids. Gene Ontology annotation, cellular component: centrosome. The record is from RefSeq and is a predicted model, not a curated record.
GAAGGUGUGCCCACGUGUUUACUUUUAAAGUUUUGAUUUUUUGGCGGCAACAAGGGCUUUACUUUAGUUUUCAGACUACAUUUUGAAUCCUCUACUCAUCAUAUCAUCAUAAUUUUAUCUCCCUCUCUCUUCAUUUCCUCCAGUUGUAAUUCAAGACUUCCCUUUUCACUUUAUUCGUCAAAUCAUCUUUUUCAUAUCAUCUCAUCUCUUUUAUUGAAUCCAUUAUGUCUACAGAUCACGCCAAUGUCAGUAGAGAUGAGACAGAACUGCCAAACUUCCAGCAACGAUUUGAGAGACUCAAACCAUCACGAGAGUUGUUACAGUUCUACAGAGACAAGUUUACAGAAUAUGACUCGGAGUAUCAAGAAUUAUGUAAGAAGAUUGAGACGUACGAGUCGAUUCAAAUAGAAAUGCAAAAGGCCCGUCUCGAAAAUCAGCAAAGAGAAGACGAAAUUAAACAAUUGCAACAAGCUCUAAGUGACAUGCAAGUGUACUUGUUUCAAGAGAGAGAGCAUGUUUUGAGACUUUACGCCGAGAACGACAGACUCAAAAUAAAAGAUCUUGAGAGUCGUAAGAAAAUACAGCACCUCCUGACAGUACAGGGCAUCACUAGAAAGGGAGGGGGAGGAGGAAGGGGAGGAGAGUCGACUUAUACAUUUAAAGAACCACCAGCAAAAGUACUAGUAUCACAGCACAUUCCCAGUGAUACUAAAGGCAGAGGACCUGGAGGACACAAGACACUUGAAUCAACCUCACCUCCUGCUGCAUCGGCUGCCAGUGGGGGAGAAGGUGACACUGAUAAGGAGUCAUUAUUAUUAACCAUUGAAUCACUUAAUGCACAACUUGAGGAGCAUGCCAAGCUCUGCAAAGAACAAGUUGAUGCACUCCUGGAGGACAGACAGAUAAAGAUGGAAGAGAGUGAUGGGAGGAAUGAAAGAGACAGCAUUAAGAUACAAACACUCUCUGAUCAGUAUCACAAGAGUCAGUGUCUCCUUUAUGAGAGCACCAAAGAUUUUCUUCAAGUGAAAUACGAGUUGAGAGCAAAGGAGAGAGAAUGGAUAGCAGAGAAAGACAAGCUCUUGCAAGAAAUGGAUAAACUGAGAGAACAAAUAUCAGUAGCUUCAGGCAAAGACUCUUUAUUGGAUUUCAGUUGUCUGGAGAACUUCUCUCCUCAAGAUGGAAGGAAAGGGCCAGACACAGCUCAGCUACAACUCCAGUUACAACAGACUCAGCAACUAGCUGAUUGGUACAGGGAACAAAGUAUUAAAUGUGAAGAUGAGCUGGGAAGAGUUAAAGAGGAAAAUGAGGCAGCAAAGUCAUUAUUCAAAGAGAGAACAGCUAAACUUAAUCAAAGACUAGAGCUAAUGAACAAGCGAUAUCAAGCAUUAGAGAAAAGACGCUCUCUUGAAGUUGAAGGAUACAAGAAUGACAUUAAAAUACUCCGCCAGAAACUAAAAGACCUCGAAAAGAAGUUAUACAGAGUUACUACAACGAUUGCAAGCAGUUCAGCGAAUGGGACAGAUAUUGAUGUUUUAGCUCAAGUUAAAGAAACUGCUCUCAACUCUAACAGAAUAAUGGGAGACCUGAGACAACUAAAGGGGAAAAUUUACACUAUAGAGAAGGAUUUUAGAAACAUGCAUAGUUGUUGAAAUAUUUAUAAGACAUAUUAAAUUUAGUUCAUAUAUUCGAUAUUCA